Nerophis ophidion (straightnose pipefish) is the source of this 522-nucleotide messenger RNA. RefSeq names its product transmembrane protein 258 (gene tmem258). Gene Ontology annotation, biological process: protein N-linked glycosylation. Bases 146 to 385 code for a protein of 79 amino acids. NCBI's taxonomy places the organism in Eukaryota, Metazoa, Chordata, Actinopteri, Syngnathiformes, Syngnathidae. The transcript has 4 exons. The record is from RefSeq and is a predicted model, not a curated record. Gene Ontology annotation, cellular component: membrane-bounded organelle.
ACGAGAUGUUGACUCAAUCAGGAUUUAAGAAAACUGAAAGACUUUACCGAGGGUAUAGUUUACAACCCCUACGUCACACAAACCCAGAAACGACAGUCGUACGUGGCCUUACCCUCUUCGACCAGAGAAGCAGCAGCCCCUCAAAAUGGAACUUGAGGCGAUGACGCGAUACACCAGCCCGGUGAACCCGGCUGUGUUCCCCCACCUCACAGUGGUCCUGCUGGCCAUCGGCAUGUUCUUCACCGCCUGGUUCUUCGUCUAUGAGGUGACGUCAACGAAAUACACCAGAGAUGUCUACAAGGAGUUGCUCAUCUCCCUGGUGGCUUCGCUUUUUAUGGGCUUUGGUGUGCUCUUCUUGCUCCUUUGGGUUGGCAUCUAUGUAUGAAGGUCGCUGACUUCGAAGAUGACACAUUCCAACAAGACAAAACACACGCACACACACCUGGCUUUUGCAUUUGAUUGGGUGUACUGACAAUAUUUUGGACUGUUUUCACAAUAAAAGAGGGGUUUGUACAACUUAAA